UUGUUUUGCCAAAGAAACUGAAGCAUCAACAAUCUUUCUUCCCUCGAUUCAUCACUUAACUGAAUCGAAGAAACGAAGUUCGCUGCAAAUCGGAACCCUAACAAUGGCGUUCGAGAUGCCAUUGGACCAGAUAAAGCAAUUACAGAUCCUCCUCCGCAAAGAGGCCAAUCUCUCAUGGUACCAGCCUGAGGAUGAGGAAAAUCUCACGCUCCCGAAGCUCCCUUCCGUCGCAGAAACCAUAGCGAAGCUCGAUCCUUCGCCACCUUACCUUCGCUGCAAGAAUUGCAAUGGUAAACUCCUACGCGGGUUACAAUCUUCCAUCUGUGUCUUUUGCGGUACGAAUCCCCACAAGGACCUCCCUCCAGAACCUAUCAAAUUCAAAAACACCAUUGGCUAUCGAUGGUUACUCGAAUCCCUUCAACUUGAUGGAUCGGAGAUGGUGACACCAGUGGUGGAUGAAAAUGCAUCAAACUGGGGGAAGAGUGAAUCAAAGGAUGGGAUUCUCCUAUCUGAACUGCUUGAUUUGGAAAUUAGAUGGCCUUCUGAAGCUGAGAGAGCUAUGUCGAGUACAUCAGAGUUUCAUGGCAAAAGUUCUUUGAAUUUGGCUGGAGUUGAUCUUGAUAGUUUUUUUGAUCGAAGGGAAUCUAAUUCUGGGGUGUUAGAACAGAACUUGGCUUUGGGACAACAAGUGAGUGCUGCUUCAGAUAAUACUUUUCAAGCUAAUGAAAAUCUUAGUUUGUUUCAGAAUGUCCAAGCUUCAGAAGUGGCUACAGGGUCUGCUGAAGAUCAGAAUGAUGAUUCCUUUUCUGGUUGGGAUGCCAACUUUAAGUCUGCUGGUUCUGGUCCUGUUCAUGAAGAGUCCAAAUCAGUUGAUCAUUUUAAAGUUGAAUCAGAUACGGUAUCUGGAUCCUGGAAAGAUUCUGUUGUAAAGAAGAAUGAUGACAAUCCUUUGGCAUCCACACAGCGUGAUUGGUUUCAGGAUGAUGGAUGGAGAACUUCCAACUCGGAGAUAAAUAGCCAGACUGGGAAAUCAGAAUCAACCAUGGAUCUUAAUGAUACAAAAGCAGCAGAAAGUGCUAAUGUUUCUACUAGAAAUCUUGACUGGAUGCAAGAUGACCAAUGGCCAGGGAGUGAUAACGAGACAACAAAUGCUGUGGCUACUGAUGAAGCUAACGAUUCGUUUAAUGGUUGGAAUGAUUUUGCUGGCUCAGCUAGCACACAAGAUCCUUCUAGUACUAUUUCCAGUUCAAAAACAACUGGCCAGACAGAAAAUUUUGGAUUUUCUUUGGAUUUUAAUGAUACGAAAACAGAAGGGGGUGCUAAUAACACUUCUAAUAAGGAUUUUGGUUGGAUGCAAGAUGAUCAAUGGCAAAGCAACAAUAACAAGACAACUGAUAACAUCAGUACUCAUGAAGCUGCUGAUUCAUUUGAUGCAUGGAAUGAUUUCACUGGCUCAUCCCAUAUGCAAUAUUCAUCCAGUGGUGUGUCCAACUCUGAGAUUACUGGGCAGACUGGUAAGUUUGAAUUGACCAAGGAUUCUAAUGAUACAAAAACUCUUGAAAGUGCUACUGGUUCAUCUAGAAGUUUUGACUGGAUGCAAGACGACCAAUGGCAGGGGAGUAAUAGCAUGGCAACUGGUUUUGUGACAACUAAUGAGGAAGCUGAUUCAUUUGAUGCAUGGAAUGAUUUUACUGGUUCAGCCAUUUCACAAAAUGCUUCCAGUGGUGUUUCCAACUCUGCUAUUACUGCCGAGACUGGGAAAUCUGAAAUUACUGCUGAUCUUAAUGAUUUGAAAGCUGCAGAAGGUACUAGUGCUUCUUCUCGCAGAAGUUUUGACUGGUUUCAAGAUGACCAAUGGCAAGUUAGCAAUAACAAAACAACUGAUACCAUGACUGCUAAUGAUAUUGCUGAUUCAUUUAAUGAUUGGAAUGGCUUGACUAGCUUGGCCACUACACAAGAUCCUUCCAACAAUGUUUGGAAACAAACAGUAAAUCAGACUUCUGCUGUGAAGACCUCUGAAACAAAUUUACCUAGCACAUCAGACAACUCACAUAAUAUAAAUUUUGGUGGGUUUCCACCACAUGAUUUAUUUUUGGGACAGUUUAGCAGUUCACUGGGUUCUCUUGCAGCAACCAAUGAACAGCCUGCAGCUACUUCUUUAAACAGGGUGGCUGAAGUGGAUAUCAUGAGAGUGAACUCCGGAGAUGUUUCCACUGCCGAAGUAGGGUCAAAAGAUGAUGUAGAGGUUUUGAUGUCACAGAUGCAUGAUCUCUCCUUUAUGCUUGAGAGCAAUCUUUCAAUUCCCCCAAAGUAGGAUGGUACUACGUUAUUUUUCUCUUUAUUAAUUCAUAUCCAGUUACUCAUCACCAAUAGAAUGAUUAAUUUUGUAAUCUGUAGUGUAGGCCCUUCUACUUUCUGGGUAUGUGUGUUCUUUAAUGAAUGGGUGAGGAAUAUGGAUUUCAUUUUUAGUUGUAAUUCCACUCUUCCCUAAAUGAUUGUUUAGGGUACAAUUCCUUAAAUUAGUUUUUGAUUGUAAAUCAAGAAUGUUGGUUAUGUCUUGUUUCUGUAUGCAACUACUGUAAAUUAGCAGGCAGUUUGUUUAUCUUGGAGAGAUUAUAAUUUUGGUGCAGAAGUUAUGUGAUAUAAUGUCUGACUGGAGGGCUGUCUUCAAUUAUGUUGUGCUGAGACUGUUCAUACAUUACUAGAUCCACUGCCUAUUAAUCUGCAGAAAAUUCAU
This is a messenger RNA of Abrus precatorius (Indian licorice), 2737 nucleotides long. RefSeq lists its product as uncharacterized. NCBI's taxonomy places the organism in Eukaryota, Viridiplantae, Streptophyta, Magnoliopsida, Fabales, Fabaceae. The record is from RefSeq and is a predicted model, not a curated record. The transcript is spliced from 3 exons. The coding region runs from base 104 to 2314 and encodes 736 amino acids.